Vitis vinifera (wine grape) is the source of this 738-nucleotide messenger RNA. Its product is annotated as flavonol 4'-sulfotransferase. Bases 1 to 738 code for a protein of 245 amino acids. The record is from RefSeq and is a predicted model, not a curated record. NCBI's taxonomy places the organism in Eukaryota, Viridiplantae, Streptophyta, Magnoliopsida, Vitales, Vitaceae. Gene Ontology annotation, molecular function: sulfotransferase activity. Gene Ontology annotation, cellular component: cytoplasm. Gene Ontology annotation, biological process: sulfation. The transcript is spliced from 2 exons.
AUGGAUGAAGAAGAGCAGAGAAAAUGGAAGCAUACCUACAAAAAAAUGGAAGCAUUUUUAUCAACCCUCCCCAGAGAAAAAGGUUGGCUAAGUGAGCAUCUCUUCCAGUUCCAAGGAUUUUGGUACCACAAAAGAACCCUCCAAGGAACCAUAGUUGCCCAACAACACUUAAAGGCACGAUCUUCUGAUAUUUUCUUGGUCACAUAUCCGAAAUCCGGCACCACGUGGAUUAAGGCCAUUGCAUUUGCUAUAAUGAACCGAACCCAUUACAAUCACCAAACCCGUCCUUCGAUGUCCUCUGGCCCUCAUGAAAUUGUUUACGUGUAUCGUGACCCAAAAGACCUGCUUGUUUCUUUUUGGCACUUUGCAACGAAGGUGAGAGCCAAGGAUCUGCCACCCCUUUUUCAGGAAGAAAUGUUGGAACAAUUUGCUAGAGGAGUCUCACCGUACGGAUCCUACUGGGAUCAGGUGCUAGGAUAUUGGAAAGCAAGCUUAGAAUGGCCCCAUAGGGUGCUGUUCUUAAAAUAUGAUGAGAUGAAGAGUGAGCCCGCCGUUCAUGUAAAAAGAUUGGCAGAAUUCAUGGGGCAACCCCUCUCUUUGGAGGAAGAAAGAGAUGGUGCAGUGCAUGCGCUAGUAGAGUUGUGUAGCUUUGAGGGCUUGAGCAACUUGGAGGUGAAAAAGACAGGGAAGCGACAGGCUGGACAAUCCUUGGUGGUUCCAACAGUUUUGAAAAAAUAA